Molecule: messenger RNA, 5025 nt
Organism: Alligator mississippiensis (American alligator)
Lineage: Eukaryota; Metazoa; Chordata; Crocodylia; Alligatoridae
Gene: PI4KB
Product: phosphatidylinositol 4-kinase beta
Exons: 13
Coding region: 251-2734 (827 amino acids)
Biological process (GO): phosphatidylinositol-mediated signaling; phosphatidylinositol phosphate biosynthetic process
Cellular component (GO): membrane; cytoplasm
Molecular function (GO): 1-phosphatidylinositol 4-kinase activity
Source: RefSeq, a predicted model, not a curated record
GGACUCCGAGGCGGUGGGGGAAGCCUCGCCCCCGCCCCCGCGCGCUCGAAGGACCCUCAGGCGGCGCGCGGCCACCCCGGGCCUGCGGGACCCAGCGCGGCGGCGGGGCGUGCAGCCUGUGGGGACCGUCUCUGACGCGGUGCGAAGAUGAGCGGCUCGUCCGGCCUCGCGGGGCAGCACACGUGGAGGCAGCAGCGGCCCUGUCGGGGGAGAGCGCCUCAGCUUUGAAGUGUGCAGACCUGCCACUGCUAUGGGUGACGCGAUCCUAGACCCAGCCCCUGGGAGACCCUUGGACAAGUCAUCCAGCCCAGCUUCCCAGGGGAAUGGCGGGACCUCUCUCAGUGUCAUCACGGAAGGCGUGGGGGAGCUGGCUGUCAUCGACCCCGAGGUGGCGAAGAAAGCCUGUGAGGAAGUCCUAGAGAAGGUCAAGCUGAUGCAUGGCAUCUCUCCGGACUGCUUGGCAAAACAAAGCAGGGGCAGUGAAGCAGAGGCUGCUCUGCGGAGCCGUGUGGAGCUGCCUAAUGGAGACUUGGGACAGGGCUGUGAAAUCAAGUGCUUGGAUGACCCCCCAGGUACACCCUCCAAGAUCCAGGAGGAGGAUGAGACUGUGGCCAACACGGUGAAGAGCGCCCGGAGGCGGCAGAAGAACAACUCUGCUAAGCAGUCUUGGCUGCUCCGGCUCUUUGAGUCCAAACUCUUUGAUAUCUCCAUGGCCAUCUCAUACUUGUACAACUCAAAGGAGCCCGGGGUACAAGCAUACAUUGGGAACAGGUUGUUCUGCUUCAGGAACGAGGACGUGGACUUCUACCUGCCCCAGCUGCUCAAUAUGUACAUCCACAUGGAUGAGGACGUUGGGGAUGCCAUCAAGCCCUACAUCGUGCACCGCUGCCGGCAAAGCAUCAACUUCUCCUUGCAGUGCGCCCUGCUGCUGGGCGCCUACUCCUCAGACAUGCACAUCUCCACUCAGCGACACUCCCGUGGGUCCAAGCUGCGUAAGCUCAUCCUCUCCGAUGAGCUGAAGCCAGCUCACAAGAAAAGGGAGCUACCGUCGCUGAGCCCAGCUCCUGACACGGGGCUCUCGCCUUCCAAAAGGACUCACCAGCGCUCCAAGUCAGAUGCUACGGUUAGCGUCAGCCUGAGCAGCAACUUGAAACGGACCGCCAGCAAUCCCAAGGUGGAGAGUGAGGAUGAGGACCUCUCAUCGAGUACGGAAAGUCUUGAUAAAUCAUUCUGUUCCCCUGUCAGACUUGCCCCCGAGAGGGAAUUCAUCAAAUCCCUGAUGGCCAUCGGGAAGAGACUGGCCACUUUGCCGACCAAAGAGCAGAAGACUCAGCGCCUCAUCUCAGAGCUGUCGCUGCUGAACCAUAAGCUGCCGGCACGCGUCUGGCUGCCCACGGCUGGCUUCGACCACCACGUCGUGCGGGUGCCCCACACCCAGGCUGUGGUGCUGAACUCCAAGGACAAGGCUCCCUAUUUAAUCUACGUGGAAGUACUUGAAUGUGAGAAUUUUGACACCGCUAAUGUGCCAGCACGGAUCCCCGAGAACCGGAUCCGGAGCACACGGUCUGUGGAGAACCUGCCCGAGUGCGGCAUCACACAUGAGCAGAGAGCUAGCAGCUUCACCACUGUCCCUAACUAUGACAACGACGAUGAGGCCUGGUCAGUGGAUGACAUCGGGGACCUGCAGGUAGAGCUGCCAGAGAUGCACACUAACAGCUGUGACAAUAUCUCCCAGUUCUCUGUGGACAGCAUCACCAGCCAGGAGAGCAAGGAGCCCGUGUUCAUUGCUGCUGGAGAUAUCAGGCGGCGCCUCUCUGAGCAGCUUGCUCACACCCCCACAGCAUUCAAGAGAGACCCCGAGGACCCCUCUGCUGUGGCCCUGAAGGAGCCCUGGCAGGAGAAAGUCCGACGGAUCCGGGAAGGCUCCCCAUAUGGCCACCUGCCCAACUGGCGCCUCCUCUCCGUAAUUGUGAAAUGUGGGGACGACCUGCGGCAGGAGUUGCUGGCAUUCCAAGUCCUCAAGCAGCUGCAGUCCAUAUGGGAGCAGGAGCGUGUGCCCCUCUGGAUCAAGCCAUACAAAAUCCUCGUCAUCUCUGCAGACAGUGGCAUGAUUGAGCCAGUUGUCAACGCCGUGUCCAUCCACCAGGUCAAGAAGCAGUCCCAGCUCUCGCUGCUGGACUACUUCCUGCAGGAGCAUGGCAACUACACUACAGAGGCAUUCCUCACUGCUCAGAGGAACUUUGUGCAGAGCUGUGCCGGCUACUGCCUGGUCUGCUACCUGCUCCAGGUCAAAGACAGGCAUAACGGCAACAUACUGUUGGAUGCAGAUGGGCACAUCAUCCACAUCGAUUUUGGGUUCAUCCUCUCCAGCUCACCGAGGAACCUUGGCUUUGAGACAUCAGCCUUCAAGCUCACCACUGAGUUUGUUGAUGUAAUGGGAGGCCUGGACGGGGACAUGUUCAACUACUACAAGAUGCUGAUGCUGCAGGGGCUCAUCGCUGCCCGGAAGCACAUGGACAAGGUCGUGCAGAUCGUGGAGAUCAUGCAGCAAGGUUCCCAGCUCCCCUGCUUCCAUGGCUCCAGCACCAUCCGCAACCUGAAGGAGCGUUUCCACAUGAACAUGACAGAAGAGCAGCUGCAGAUGCUGGUGGAGCAGAUGGUGGACGGCAGCAUGCGCUCCAUCACCACCAAGCUCUACGAUGGCUUCCAGUACCUCACCAAUGGCAUCAUGUGACACCCACGCCCGCCCCUUCCUCGGACGGCUGUCACGGCGAGAGCGGGGGCCCGGAGCCUCAGCCGAGGGAGAAGGUCUUCUUCCCCCAGUGGCAGAGGGCCGCCCGGCAUUGGCACCGCUCUUCCCAGACUGUUACACAAGCAAAGAAGAAAAAUCCCUGUGUGAAACAGACUGGACUGCGAAGGAUCAUGUGGGAAUCCUCAGCGUUUCAUAGCCAGGCCCAGCGCUGGCGGGACUGAGCCAGCGUUAGCCUCUGGAGACCGGCGCCUCCACUGAGCCCCUGAGCCACACAUCCAUCUGUCCCCCCUUUCAGUAUUAUGCCUCUCAACGUCCUGUGAACUCUUCCGCAAUCUCAUAAACCUUCAGGGCCAGGGGUGAGGGAUUUACCCUGUCCCUGGGCUGGUAUUUUGAGCCGUCUGCUGUUGCCACUUGAAUCCUGGCUCCGUGAGACCCCAGCACGGCCCCUGACUUCCCCCCACAUCGUCUCUUUGCACAUUUUUAAUGCAAGAUUCAGGUCGUUGGCACACAGCAAAGCCCAUCUCUGGUGUGGGUCACCAGACACGAUUUUCCCCCCCCGCUCCCCGCCCUCGUUGCACAGUCUUAACCUUCCACAGCGGAGCAUUACUGGGACUCUGGUGAUAUUUUUUUUUUUUGUUUGUUUGUUUUUUUGUUUCCCUGCCUCCUCGCAGGCUCCUGGGCCUGCGUCUCCAGGCACCUUUAUGGACUCUUUUGCGAGUCCGGGACUGUGAAGAUUCCCCCACCCCCUGCAAUAAUUUCUGGCUUAGUGCUUAGAUUUGUGUCCCACUGGAUGUUGGGUCCUGCCCCCGGCUGCUGCCUGGCCGCACCUUCCGGACUCUGCAGUGGGCUCUGCAGGGCAGAGGACAAGGGAAGCUGUCCCCUGCUUCAUGUGCGACUCGUGGCUGCUGUGGCCGUGUCCCAUGGCUGACUGGCUCUGUUGCCCUGAGGGCAGGGUGCCACCUCCCUCGUGGGGUUGAGCGUGUCCAAGCCCUGCCUCGAGCAAUGAGUUGUCGGCUUCCUGGACGGGCGGUGAGAUGCUGGUGGGGCUAGUUCUUCCGGCCCUGGGGGCUGCGAGGCCCAGCCCGUGCCUGCCUCGCCAGCCUGCCCCUCGGCUUUGGGAAUGCUGGCUCGCCCGUAGCUUUGCAGUGCGCAGCCCUAGCUAGUGCCUUCAUUGGUCCGCAUAGCGCAGCUACUGAUUGUCCAGACCCCGGCAGGUGCCGUGAAGCACCAAGCCCUGAGCCUGGGCUGUUGGGUGUCGGAGUCCAGGGGGUGGGUGUCAGGCUCCAGCCCAGGAGGGCUCCGUACCCUACGGGGAGCUGCUAACGAGGCUUCUCCACAUGUUUGGUGUUUAGCUAAACCUCCACGUUUGUGUGUCCUCCCUGUCCCCCCAGUGUGCCCAGGCUCCCUGCCCCUGCUGGUCAGACGGUGGCCCCCUCUACACCCUGGGUGUGUUUGCUGCGAAGCUCCCGGUCCCCCACUCCCCACAUUACCUGUCCCAGUCCUGGGUCUCUGUGAGCACUAAUGAUUUGCAAUGUUGAUUUAUUCAGCCUUUUUUAAAAACUAUUUUAACCUAACGGCCUGGAGGUGACUGGCAGGGUGUGGCUGCAUGGGCCCAGCCUUGCCACUGUCAUGCACCGCAGUCCAAGCCAAGGCUGGCUCUUGUGCCGCCCCAUGAAGGAGCCCAAUUCCCCUUUCCCUGUAGCGAGUGUGGUGACUGAUUGGGCACGGUCUCAGGGCAGCCCUGUUCCUGGCUCCUUGCUACUGGUGUGGGGACAGCUCCACAGCCUGGGGAGAAGGGUGUGGAGGAACGGUAAAAGCCUGGGCACUCUCCCCUCCUCUGUUGGCACUUUCCUUUGCUUGGUUCGGUUCCACUGUCCCUGCUGGCUGUUCCCGGUUCUGCAUAGUUCCUGGAGCAUGUGGGUGAGAGCCUGGGGAAAUGUGCUCCGGCAGAGCCCUGCCGCUGGAAGCGGAGAAGCCAGUGUCAGUAGCAGGGAGCAAAUCCCCGACCUCAUCACUGCUUCCAUAAGACUCUGUCCUUUUCCUUCCCUUCCCCUCUCCCGGCUCCCCCUAGCACUGCCUGUGCAGCACCUGUUCCCCGAGCAGCUGGCUGGGUCCCAGGCAAGGGGCUGUGGGGUCCCCGAGGCAGGCUGUGUUUCUGGGGCAAGGGGCCCCACAGGGCUGUGGCAGAGCUGGGGGCGCUGGCUCCAGGGGCCACCAGCCUGCAACUUUUGUACUAAAACAAGGAUAAAAAUAAACUGAACCUGGGAAAUGGC